Penicillium cosmopolitanum is the source of this 2571-nucleotide messenger RNA. RefSeq names its product mRNA-binding ubiquitin-specific protease UBP3. Gene Ontology annotation, cellular component: nucleus; cytosol. Lineage: Eukaryota; Fungi; Ascomycota; Eurotiomycetes; Eurotiales; Aspergillaceae. Gene Ontology annotation, molecular function: cysteine-type endopeptidase activity; cysteine-type deubiquitinase activity. Bases 1 to 2571 code for a protein of 856 amino acids. The transcript is spliced from 3 exons. The record is from RefSeq and is a predicted model, not a curated record. Gene Ontology annotation, biological process: protein deubiquitination.
AUGAACCACCACCUGCCCCCGAUGCCCCAUGGGCAGCCGCCUAUGCCGCAGUCGCGGCGGCAGCAGGACUUCUCCUACAACCCUGGUCAUCCCAACAUGCGAUCCCCACCUUACAUGGGGUAUCCCCCACACAUGAACGGCAUGAAUGGCAUGAACGGCCACAUGCCUCAAGCAUAUUCGCCUCAACAAUUUCCUCCUUGGUAUCCGCCUUAUGGUCAUAUGCAACUUCCUCCUCGUCCCUACCAAGCCCAACCUCAUUACGGCCCUAUGAUCGUGUCUUCCUACCCGCCCUCACAGCCGAUCAUGGCUCCCAACCAUAUUCCUCCUCAUUCACUACCAAUGCAGCCAAGGUCAUCAACACCUUUACAACCCAACAUGUCACCACCAUACCGUUCUUCCCGUGCAACUGCCCCAGCACUACCCCAUCGCGACUCCACCCCGCGAUGGGAGCCGAAGACUGUCCCCGAGCCCGAAGUUACCGAACCUAAACCGAAACUUCCCUUUGCUGCACCGCUGCCCUGGCUCUCAGUUCCCGAAGUGUCUUUCCCGCCAAGACUGCGAACCAGACGCCGAUCGGUUCGUCCUUUGUUGUCUGCCGUCGAGUUCCCCAAGAAAGAUGGCAAACAUAUCAUCGGAGAGAGGAAGGAUGACGAAGACGCGAAGCCUGUCGAAGACGUGAAGCCUGCCGAUACUGCUGCUCAUGCGAUCUCCGAACCUCAAACUCCCACCACCUCUAUUCCCCAGUCGGAAGCAAACUCGACACAGCCAACGACUCCAUCUUCUGCAGCGAAAUCCCAGACUACACAGAAAAGCACAAAGCCUGCGCCUGUUGUUCCAGUUGUGCCAAAUGUUCCAGGAACUCCUCGUCGCCAAACCACCAAAGACACUUCUAGCGUUGGAUCUGAAACGCCCAAGUCGGCCACUCCUGAUGCCGAGCAGACACCUUCUGUUACCACUGCGGAAGCCUCAGUCAAACCGGUUUCGCCUGUGCGCGCAGCACCUAAAUCCUGGGCCGACCUUGUCCGCUCCAAAGCUGCAGCUGCAGCCGCAGCCGCGGCCGCCGCUAGCGCUGUCGAGGCCGUUCCUGUCCCCACCGAGUCAGGAGCGUUGGCUGCACCGAAGAGCGAGUCUCUUGGAGAUGUGUUGAGCACCCUUGGAGAAGAUGUCACCCAAUAUAGUGACAAGAUCGCUUUCCUCGAGCCCCGAGGACUCGUCAACACUGGAAACAUGUGCUAUAUGAACUCCGUCCUGCAAAUCUUGGUUUCAUGCGUCCCAUUCCAUCAAUUCCUUGAGCAUGUUGGUCGCCGGGCCGUGCACAGCUUCAAGAGCGACGUGCCUCUCAUUGAUUCCUUGAUCAUGUUUAUGAGAGAGUUCCGCGUUAUCGAUGCUGCAACUUCGGAGGACCAAUUGAGAAUGCGACUGAAGCCCACUGAACUUGAACAGUAUGGCGAGUCCUUUGUUCCUGAGUUUGUUUAUGAUAUGAUUCGACAGCUCCCUCGCUUCAGGGACAUGCGACGUGGUCACCAGCAAGAUGCGCAGGAAUUCCUGGGCUUCCUUCUCGAGGAGAUGCACGAAGAGUGUGACCGUGCCGCGAAAUCCAAAACCGAUGCUUCCCAAGACUCCACUGAGGGUUCUUCCGGAGACGGAUGGCUCGAAGUCGGUGCUAAGCAAAAGUCAGCCGUGACCCAGUCCUCUGGUCACAUCGCUACUGAAUCUCCGGUCACUAGAAUCUUUGGAGGCAAGUUGCGUUCAGAGUUCAAGGUUCCUGGUAACAAGACAUCUGUCACCAUGGAACCAUAUCAACCCCUGCAGCUAGAUAUUGGUUCCCCUGAAGUCCACAAUAUCAUUGAUGCCCUUCGAGGACUCACCAAGCCUGAAAGCAUUCAAGGCGAUUUCAACUCUUCCCGCGGUCCCAACGUCACGGCUACUAAGCAGAUGUUUAUCGAAACUUUGCCCCCAGUCUUGAUUCUCCACCUGAAGCGUUUCCAGUACGACAGCGUGACCGGUGCUACUCAGAAGAUCUGGAAGAAGGUCGGAUACCCCCUCGACUUGGAACUUCCACGAGAAGUCUUCCCAGCACACCGCCGCAACGCCAUGAAUGCGCAAGGCGGUCUCCCGAAGUAUCGCCUCAUGGGAGUCAUCUACCACCACGGCAAGAAUGCCAGCGGUGGCCACUACACUGUCGAUGUUAGGCGCCAAGAUGGCCGUGAGUGGAUUCGCAUGGAUGAUACUGUCCUUCGCCGUGUUCGCAGCGAAGAUGUGGCGGAAGCUGGCGGUGAGGAAGAUCCCAAGGUGCUUGCAGCUGCUCUUGAAAAACACAACAAGCAAGACAAGAAUACUCAUGCCAACAUCUUCAACCACAUUGACCAAGAUGAAAUCGAGGCCGCCGACAAUGACAAGGGCUGGAGUCAAGUGAACGGAACUGGCUCCAAUGGACACGCUAGUAAAAAGUCCGUCAAUGGAGUUGCACCUCCCUCUGCCCCGUCAUCUGGGGUGCGCACUCCCCUUGGAAGAUACGGCACUCGCGACAACAAGGUCGCCUACCUCCUCUUUUACCAGCGCCUGGCAUAA